Molecule: messenger RNA, 1170 nt
Organism: Penicillium cosmopolitanum
Lineage: Eukaryota; Fungi; Ascomycota; Eurotiomycetes; Eurotiales; Aspergillaceae
Product: phosphatase PAP2 family protein
Exons: 4
Coding region: 1-1170 (389 amino acids)
Biological process (GO): inositol phosphoceramide metabolic process; sphingolipid biosynthetic process
Cellular component (GO): inositol phosphoceramide synthase complex
Molecular function (GO): inositol phosphoceramide synthase activity
Source: RefSeq, a predicted model, not a curated record
AUGUCUACAUUCCCAUCAUGGAAGGAUCGCACCCAGAAUCAGUUCGGAAAGCUUCAGAUUCAGAUGCCAUGGCGCUCCUUUCAACUUCUGGUGCCCCAUCGCAUGCGCCGCAAGAUCCGCUCAAAGCUUCGGAGUCGUCUAUCGCCAACCUCAUCUAUCUCAACCCUACAGACCUCCCUCUCCCCGGUCGACACACUUCGAUCCCUCCAGACUCAUCGUUGGACGAUAUAUGACUUCCAAUACUUGCUACUUCUAAUCAUCGGCAUCUUCUCCCUGAGCGUCAUGCAAUCCCCUGGCCCGCUCGCGAAGACAGGCAUCGCGACCCUAAUCCUUUUCUCGCUUCUUCUGCCUCUUACCCGGCAGUUCUUCCUCCCUUUCUUGCCUGUUGCUGGAUGGCUCAUCUUCUUCUAUGCGUGCCAGUUCGUUCCGAGCGAUUGGCGGCCAGCCAUUUGGGUUCGCGUGUUACCCGCCAUGGAAAAUAUCCUAUACGGCGCCAACAUCAGCAACAUCCUGUCCGCCCACCAAAACGUUGUGCUAGACAUUCUAGCGUGGAUUCCUUACGGACUGUGCCACUACGGUGCACCCGUUGUUGUCUCCACAAUCCUCUUUAUCUUCGUGACCAUUCAGCUGUGCUUCCCCUGCUCGCCACCGUGGUACGAGAAUCUGUAUGGUCUCGCCCCCGCAGAUUACUCUAUGCAGGGUAACCCUGCUGGUCUUGCUCGCAUUGACAAGUUGCUGGGCAUUGAUCUCUAUACCUCAGGCUUCAAACAGUCUCCCGUGGUCUUUGGUGCCUUCCCCUCGCUCCACGCGGCGGACUCCACCCUGGCCGCUCUCUUCAUGAGCCAUGUCUUCCCCCGCAUGAAAUUCCUCUGGGUUACCUACACCCUCUGGAUGUGGUGGGCUACCAUGUACUUGUCUCACCACUAUGCUGUCGACCUGUCCGACAAGACGUUCCGCUGGGACUACGACUACGUUGAGGUCGGCGACUACUCCCGCGAGUUUGGCUAUGACCUCGCUAGUUUGGAUGGUGACUUGAACCUGGACAGUGAUGAGUGGACCGUCGGUUCCUCUUCUUCGGUCUCCUCCGGCUCCCUGAGCCCCGUGGACGAUCACUACGCUUGGGAGAGCGAGACUCUGACCUCGAACCACGACCUCGAGGCCGGUCGCUAA